AUGAUCCAGAAAGAUGAGAUGACACUUCCUCAUGCAUUUCCACCAAAGAUGAAAGAUCCCGGAAAGUUCACAAUCACUUGUACCAUUGGUGGAGUAAAGAUCCCACACACUUUAUGUGAUUUAGGGUCUAGUAUCAAUUUCAUGCCACUUAAUAAAUUUAAGGAAAUGAAACUGGGAGAGAUCAUACCGAGUAAUAUGACUCUGACUUUAGCCAAUUCAUCUGUUACUCAUCCGCUUGAUAUCGUACAAGACGCAUUAAUUCAUGUUGAUGGUUUAGUCUUCCCUGCAGAUUUUGUGGUAAUUGACAUGAAGAGAGAUUCAGGAGGAUCAGUUAUUCUCGGACACCCAUUCUUGGCAACCGGGAAAGCUUUGAUAGAUGUGGAAACAGGUGAACUUGUCUUGAAGUUCAAUAAGGAAAUGAUGGUGUUUAAUGUGUAUGAAUGGACACCUUAUGUGGAUGAUCUAGAGACAUGUUACCAACUGGAAGAAAAAGAUAGUAAGAUUGACAAAGGAAGGAAAACACGUGAAUUGACCGGCGUGAUGGUAUACCUUGCGCCUAACAUGCCUUAUGCAUGA
Molecule: messenger RNA, 576 nt
Organism: Lathyrus oleraceus (garden pea)
Lineage: Eukaryota; Viridiplantae; Streptophyta; Magnoliopsida; Fabales; Fabaceae
Exons: 1
Coding region: 1-576 (191 amino acids)
Source: RefSeq, a predicted model, not a curated record